This is a messenger RNA of Thyridium curvatum, 1965 nucleotides long. RefSeq lists its product as uncharacterized. Gene Ontology annotation, biological process: protein depalmitoylation. Gene Ontology annotation, cellular component: cytoplasm. Bases 1 to 1965 code for a protein of 654 amino acids. The transcript is spliced from 4 exons. Gene Ontology annotation, molecular function: carboxylic ester hydrolase activity; palmitoyl-(protein) hydrolase activity. Lineage: Eukaryota; Fungi; Ascomycota; Sordariomycetes; Thyridiales; Thyridiaceae. The record is from RefSeq and is a predicted model, not a curated record.
AUGGUCGAAAUACCAUUCAUCACCGUCGCACCCAAAGCGGCGCACACGCAUACCGUGGUCUUCUUGCACGGCCGUGGCGGUAACGCGCGCAAUUUCGCUGGAUCGCUGUACCGCUGGCGCGAUUCGCGCAGCCGAACCAUCAUGGAUGCCUUUCCCUCCUUUCGCUGGGUCUUUCCGCAGGCCCCCUUGAGCAGGUGCUCCAGCUCGCCGCAGAUCUGGAACCAGUGGUUCGACGUGUGGAAUGUACGCAACUUUGCAGAGCGCGAAGAACUGGCCAUCGAGGGCCUUAAAGAAGUAAUUCCGCCCUUGCGGACGAUCUUGGCAAACGAAGCGGCUACUCUAGGAGGCCGCUGGGAUCGUGUCAUCCUGGCCGGGAUCAGUAUGGGUGCAGCGACAAGUGUGCACAUGCUAAUCAACCUGGAUGUGCCCCCGAAUCCGGAUGGUGUCCGGAGACUGGCUGCUUUCAUGGGCUUCUCUGCUCGUUGCCCUCUUGCCGGCCGAUCCCUUGAGGAGAUGAGAUCUGCUCUCAGCCUGGAUGAUGUUCCGGCUCACAAUGAGGUUCUUCAAAAUACGCCCAUGUUGCUUGAGCAUUGUGCCAAUGAUCCGCUAGUCUGGAUACCGAACGGCCGAAGAUUGAGAGACAUAUUGAGUGAGUUUGGUGCUCAGAUUGAGUGGAAAGAAUACCAGGCUGGAGGACACUGGUUCAAUUCCCCUCGGGGUAUGGACGAUGCGGUGGCAUUUCUGAACCAACAGGUCCGAGCUCUAGCCCAGCCUAUUCUUGAAUAUAAAUAUCUCUUGAUCCUUCAUCCAUCUCUUCUCCAGGCCUUGACCAAACUCUUCCAUUCCCACCCACACUGGGAGAUCGAGCCCAACCCCUUUUGCACAUUCAUGAGACAUCUUGACCGUGCGUCUUUCGACAAAGAGCUACUCGCAAACCUCACCAAGAUGCCUCCAAAGAAGCGUAAGCUCAGCACUGCUCCGCCAGCAGCCCAGGCUGGCAAACGGGCCAAGGGGGAGGACUCCAAGGCUCUCAGAGCCAGUCAGCGACUGGAGGAAACCCCGACUCUCUUCAAGCAUUUCGCCAAGCUCCCGGCCGAAAUCCGAUUCCGCAUCUGGGAGUUGGUCAUCACGGACAAUGCGGUCCAUGGUUUCCGCGUCCGCAAGGUUCUGACCACCCCUCACCUCUGGGGCAGCUGGUCAAUCAAACUCCUGGUCAUGCCCAAGCACAAGGACGACUCGAUUCAUCGCACUCGGCACAACCUAGACGCCGUCUCCAGUCUCAAAGGCGACGACCCCCAAGCUCGCAUAGCUGUCGGAAAGAGCAUCGAGGAGCGUGCCGACCCGGCGCACGUCAAGUGGAAGUAUCUCCAGUAUGUCGACCUGGCGAACGACUUGGUCUUUUUCGACUUGCAGAACGGCAUGGCCGGUGUCAGCCAGGUGGAGAGCUUCCAGUGGAGGAGCCAUCAGUGGAAUGUUAGUCGGGACAACACGGGUUACGAUAAUAUUCUCGAGGUGAUGCGACCCUUCAAGAAAGUCGGCCUUUUCAUUUCCCGGGACAUGUUGCCGUGCUACACCAGUAAACACAGGGGUCUUAUGACCCCCUUUGCUUGUUGGUGCGUCAGGAUUGACACUGAAGUCCACCAUCGUUUCAGGAUGUGCCCUGUUGAGGUCUCGGGCUUCCUGGACUGCUUCGAAAAUCUUGAAGAAUUCUAUCUCAUCUUUCGCCGGGGCCGCAAGGACAGGCCCCUGGAACACACCGAGGACGAGAUCGCCUUUCGCUCGUUGAACAAGGUAUACUGGCCUGCCAAGCCCGAGGUCCUGGGCCCCCAACUCGGCGGUCUCCUUGAGGCAAUCCAGAGCGAGUAUACUGCCGACCCCGGCCCACUCGUUGUGUACAAACUCGACCUUGAGCGACGCAAGCAGGUCAAGUUUCGAGUUGUGGUCGAGGAGCCGGCUCCGUUCUAG